This is a messenger RNA of Erythranthe guttata (spotted monkey flower), 1551 nucleotides long. The record is from RefSeq and is a predicted model, not a curated record. NCBI's taxonomy places the organism in Eukaryota, Viridiplantae, Streptophyta, Magnoliopsida, Lamiales, Phrymaceae.
GGUAUCGAGCCCCCGACUGCGUUAUUUUAUUAUUUUUUCUUCGUGAAAAAGGUUGGCACAAUUUCUUUCAUCCUUUUCGCUCGUUAUGAUCCCCGCCUCUUCUGCGACCUAUCAAAUCCAUUAGAUUGGUCGCGUAGAUAUUUCUUCAUCUGAUCCCGAUUACCAUGGUUCUUCCCCACCACUCCCGUAUCCGAGACUCCAUUUCAGGAGCCCGUGCCUAGCAACCUCCAAUCCGAGGUGGAGACGGUAAAUAGUUUCUUUCGGCACUCUAUGCUCAAUGUAGAGAAAGUGGUAAAUUCUCUCCUUCUCAUGCUGGGUUUUGGCUUGGCAGUUUCGAGCUUGCCCAUGACAAGUGUCCGAGAUUGUGGUGAUGAUACGGCAUUUACGUGUUUUGAGCGUAUUUACGAAUUUUCUUUUUUCCUCUUUUUUCGUUUACGUUUGGUUUUCUUACUCUUGUUUCUUUUUAUUCGUUGUGUCAGAGAUGAGUCUAUUUAGCAAGCUGAGGAAGAGGGUUGGUUCGAACGAGCCUACCGAGGCCUCCACACUAUGCUCCUGGUCACCCGUCAGAGGGGCGGAAUCCCCCGCUGCUACUCCAACGACCACUCUUGUGCUUGCGAAAACUCAGGGGCUUGGUGCGGCUCAUGGCAGGGCAAUCGAGAAGCGACCCGCUGCAAGCCAUCCUCCUCGGGAUCCCUCGGCCAAGCGACCUAUCAGUGUACCGAGACCCGUUGUUCCUACCAUUCCCGUUCCUUCUUCUUUUUUGGCGCCCUUGGAUGGGUAGCAAGACGAGCUCGUGGACUUCUAUGCUGGUCUCAUCUCUCCUCGGGAUCGAGAGUUCUUGCAGAACUUUUCCGAGGGUGCGAUGCUGGAGCGCACCUCCCGCUCCAUUGCCUUGGCCCAGUUGACGGGGUUCGUGGCCAACCGUGCCUCUGCGCUGAAGGGCGCUGAGGUCACCCCCGAAGUUGCUCAAGGAUGUGGAGACGGUGAACCAUAUAUGCAUGAAGCUUCACGACCAUAAUGAGCAGCUCAAAAGUAGCUCUAAGGCCUCGAAUGAGUCUCAUAUAGGGUCAUCGUCAUUAUCUCCGUCAUCAGAUGGUUCCAAAUUCACAAGACUGUUUGUCCCAAAGGAGUCUCAUAUAGGUUCAUCAUCAUCCAAAAUGUUCCGUCUCGUCCCACUCGACUCACCAACAAAUCCCCAUAAAUCACCACAGUUAAUUGUAUAGGGAUCUCUGUGCACCUCUCUUGCUCCACUAGUCUCAUAAUAGUUCUCGAACCCUAAGUUGGGGAUGUCUUGUUCGCCGCAAUAAAAUUGGGAAUCACUUAUGGUUGUGAAUAAUUUGGUUCAUUCAAAUCGAUUGCCUCUUCACUCACUUGUUGUGGGGCACUAUCAAUGUAUCUCGGUUCCUCAACAAAUACUUCGAUUGAGUUGUUCCCUUCUUCCGGAUCGAUAUACAUUUGUAAACUUUCAUUUGUUGUCAUCUUGGUAUUCAUUUCCUUCAUUCUUUCUCCAUUUAAAAUAUAUGAUUUACAACUCACUCUUACUCCAAACUG